This is a messenger RNA of Cucurbita pepo subsp. pepo (vegetable marrow), 968 nucleotides long. Lineage: Eukaryota; Viridiplantae; Streptophyta; Magnoliopsida; Cucurbitales; Cucurbitaceae. The record is from RefSeq and is a predicted model, not a curated record.
UCUGUAUCUGUCUGCCACCGUUGAAGCUAGCUUGUUUGGCCGCGAAACUCUCUACAAUGGCGGCUUUCCUUCUUCUCUCUUCUCCUUCUUUCACCUGCCACAGGAUGAGCGAAAUCUGUCUUUGCAUGCAGUCCUUGCAGUUGCAAAAGGGCACCACAUGCUCCUCAGUUAGCCUCCAAAAACAGAAAUGUAAUAUCAAGCUUUAUGCGGUACCUGUUAGAGCCUUUUCUUGUCGAUUUGCGUCGACUGGUUCUGCUUCUAGUAGAGCUGAUUUGGGCAGUCAGAGGAAACAUAUUGCUUCUGCCUUCACUGUUCCAAAUGGGUAUCAGAGGGCUGGUCACAUGCACUACCGUACUGAUGGGAACAGCACGAGUGAAUUUGAGGGUCAGUUGGACGAAUUAUUCAACGAAGUCAGAAUGCUGAUUGUUAGCGGAAGGAAGAAUGAUGCUGUUGAGCUACUUCAAGCAAAUUAUGAAGCUGUAAAAGAACAGAUGGAAUCAGGUGCUAGUGGCAUUGAACAAGCUGCUGUUCUUGACAUCGUGGCUUUGGGGUAUAUAACUGUUGGAGACUUGAAGUUUGUUGCUUCUAUACUGGAUAUAUUGAACAGCAUUGUUGACAGUCUGAAGGACAGUGAACCUUUUCUGGAUUCAGUGCUUCUGCAUAUGGGGAGCAUGUACUCAACUUUAAAAAAGUUAGAGAAAUCAGUGUCUGCGUACAAAAGGGCUAUUGACAUCAUAGAGAAGAAAAGUGGCCAAGACAGUAGCUUUCUCAUCACUCCAAUUUUAGGGAUGGCCAAAGUUCUUGGUACCAAUGGAAGAACUACCAAAGCAGUAGAGUGUUACCAUCGUGCAAUUUCAAUUUUGGAAUCAACCAGAGGCUUUGAGGACGAGGAUUUGGUUAUACCUUUAUUUAGUCUGGGCAACCUUUUGCUCAAAGAAGGAAAAGGCAAGGAUGCCGAAACUUGUUUU